GAUGAAUGUGACCUGAAUUAUAAGGUCUAUCAGUGUAUUCAAUUACAAUUAUAAAGUGCGCUUUAAUUAUUUAUCUAUUUUUAUUAAUACGAGUUCAAAUUACCAAAUUAGGGCCUCAACCUGUGGAAAAACGAAGGUUUUGCUUUUGCCAAUUGCGUCGCCUUUGUGCCCCUUUGCUUAACGAGCUUCCGACUGUUGAGUCGCUGCGACUGCAAAAUUACGACUGUGCCUCUGCGAAUGUCUGAAUCUCCAUUCAGGUUUGCUCUACAAGUCUGGUUCCUUUUGAAUAAUCAAAGGGUAAAAUUUCCCGUCUUGCGGCUGUCGAGUCGUGGAGUCCACAAUGUCGAGGUCGAUAAAUCUAUUUUCGGUAGUGUCCAAAAGCCACAGCAAAAUCAAGGUUGUUAAAAAAUUUUCUAAAUCACUGGAAUAAUUUCUAAAAUGCUGUGGCGGCGUUAUAGAAAAUCACGACACUUUAUGCCUGGGAAAGCAGAUGAAGUUGUAGCGACUGCUUCCAAAGACCAUCAUCUGUAUCGUCUUAUUGCCUGCCAGAUGUUUGAUGAUUUGCCCAUAUGAGAAUUGAAUAAUCUUCACUGCACCUUUUAUUCCGAAUUCAGCUUAUCCAAGAUGGCGAUGCUACUGUGGAGAAAACCAACUAGUCUCACACUAUUGAGUUCCCAUUUUCUCUUGAAAGUUUGUACUUUCCGCUCAAAAGCUACAGCUGUUGUUGACAACACAGAUAGCUCAGCCACAAAAGCAUCAGUUGACAAGAGACAAAGUGCUUCGACGAAUAAUUCUAGUAAAAUUCAUGUUCCUCCAUUAUUCAGCGAAGAGAGACCGCAUUUGGAUGGUUAUGAUAUUGAGCUUGUGGACAACGAUACUUGGCAGGUUUCAUCAGGUUUAGCCCAUGUGUGGCGAGGAUUGGAUAAGGAGAUGGGAUUGGAAUCUUAUACUGAAGCAUUUGACGAGCAGGUUGAUGAUGUAGCUUCUUUGCAGGAUGACUCUGAUUUCGAUGAGAUCGAUAAUAUGAGAAUUCGAGGCAAUCUCUUUUAUAAGCUUGACAGGGACUCAAAGGAAUUUGAAGAGUAUAGGUUUGACUUUCACAGGAAGAAUUCCUCGAAGAGGAAGGAUAAUACUAAGGGAAAGGAAAAGGAAGAAUCGGCAAAGAACAAUAAUUGUAAAGAAAACAAAAGGAACAGAAACCCCAGUCAUAGUUCAGCUUUUGAAGUUGAAAAGUGUUCACAGAUCGUAAAGAUUGGAAGGGUUUAUGAUUUACUUCUUGAUAAUAUGGUUGGUUCUAGUGGUAUUGAGAAGAAGAAAGUGAGGACACCAACUUUCAAUCAGCUUACAGCACCUUACCAUGAACCUUUCUGCUUGGAUAUUUACAUAUCAAAAGCUUCUGUCCGUGCCUGCAUUAUUCACCGGGUCACUAGCAAGGUGGUGGCUGUGGCACAUUCAAUAUCCAAGGAUAUAAAAUUUGAUCUGCGCUCGACAAGGAAUGCAGCUGCAUGUACUACUGUAGGAGCAAUUCUAGCACAAAGAGCAUUGGCAGAUGAUAUUCAUGAUGUGAUUUACACACCAAGGAAAGGGGAGAGAUUGGAGGGUAAGCUUCAGAUUGUGCUUCAGUCUAUUAUUGAUAAUGGUAUCAAUGUGAAAGUGAAGCUUAAGCAAAGGAAACCUCAUGAGGUUAGUUUGUCACCAAGUGCUUAGGGCUUUAUAGGCAAUCUUGCUCUGUAGCUAUGGUUAUCCUGCUGCAACAUUACAUCACUGAUUCUUGAAGUUGAUAUAUUUCUGAGAUAGUCCUACCUCAAAAGCAGAGUUUUAUUUAUGAGUUGCAAGUUUCUUGUUCUAGGAAUAGCUAUGAUUCUUUUCAAAUAGUACACGGAGGUUUGCUUUCAGCAGCCAGUUAAUUCAAGGAAUGGAUUGAGUUGCAGUGCAGUGAAGUUAGCAGCUCUGUUUGCAGAGACAGGGAUUCGCAUAACCAUUGAAAAAAUAGAAUAGUCUGUUCUACUUCUAUUCAUAUGGUCUGGGAAAUCACAUGUAUAAAAGCAAGUCAAUUGAUAGUAGAAUAGUUUGUGGCCUUUGGAUAUGAAAUGGAUGAUCUUGCAAUUUUUCUUGUGUAAUUAUCUUAUGUAAUUUUGAUGCAUUAAUGCAAGAAUAAAUUUUAACA
Jatropha curcas is the source of this 2167-nucleotide messenger RNA. RefSeq names its product Ribosomal L18p/L5e family protein. NCBI's taxonomy places the organism in Eukaryota, Viridiplantae, Streptophyta, Magnoliopsida, Malpighiales, Euphorbiaceae. Gene Ontology annotation, cellular component: ribosome. Gene Ontology annotation, biological process: translation. Gene Ontology annotation, molecular function: 5S rRNA binding; structural constituent of ribosome. The record is from RefSeq and is a predicted model, not a curated record.